This is a messenger RNA of Aspergillus steynii IBT 23096, 1101 nucleotides long. Its product is annotated as sialidase family protein. NCBI's taxonomy places the organism in Eukaryota, Fungi, Ascomycota, Eurotiomycetes, Eurotiales, Aspergillaceae. The record is from RefSeq and is a predicted model, not a curated record. The coding region runs from base 1 to 1101 and encodes 366 amino acids. The transcript has a single exon.
AUGGGCUCGACUCGUCUCCCUCUAACGAUUUUGACGCUCCUCUUCUUCCACAUUCUCCUCCCCAUAGCCAAUGCCUCCCCAUCUGUGAUCACCAAGCGCGAGGUGCGCGUCGACGUCAAGGCAGGGACUAUGGGAGCGGGCACCUACCCGCGCGCCACCUACAUCAAAGACAAAUCACUGCUGGGAUGCUUCCGAUCGUACAAGGGCGACAAGCUAGCGAUCGAGACAGUGCGGUCGACUGACAGAGGAAAGACCUGGAAGCCCGUGGGCACGGCGAUCACGGAGCUCAAGAAAGAGUACGGACUGAACAACUGCUACCUGCACCAACUGCCUGACUCGGACCGGAUCCUGCUGGCGUUCCGGAACCCCCAGCGCGACGCGGCAGACACCAAAUACGUCAAGCACAUCAUGCUAGUCUACUCCUCCGAUGACGGCGGCAAGACAUGGGCACCGCUCAGCACGGUGGCCACGACCGAGACCACCGGCCUGGGUCUCUGGGAGCCGUUCAUGAUGGAAGGUCUGGACGGGGACUUGAUGCUGUUUUACUCGAGGGAGACACGCACGGAUGGGAAGGACCAGAAUAGCAUCCUGGUGCGAUCCACAGACGGCGGCAAGACCUGGGGCAAAGAGCAGACGAUUUCCGGCGGCGACAUCCAGAAGCGCGACGGAAUGCUGGGCGUCGCGCGUGUUGCAAAGGGCUCCAAGAAGCUGAUUGCCGUCUUUGAGAGCUUGACGCCAAACACGGGCAUCACGUCCAUUACCUCCGACGAUGACGGCAAGACCUGGGGCAACCGCAAGUUGGUUUACAAGGGCACCAACGGGCCUCCCUCGGAGGCAGCCCCUCAGAUUGUGCGCGUCGGGGAGAAGACUCUCGUCGUUAGUUUCUCGACCUGGGAGGAUGAUCGCGAGGCGGGAAAGUCGAAGCCCCCUAAUGUCAAGGUGGUUGUGAGCACUGACGGAGGAGCUACCUGGGGCCAAAAGACGCUGGUGCACGAGAACUGCCAUUGGGCUGGAGAGGUCGCGGUCGAUGGAAAUAGCUUGCUGGUUAUGUGUGACCACAAUGAUGGGACUUCUGUUUCUAUGCGCGUGAGCAUCCAUUAG